Rhopalosiphum padi (bird cherry-oat aphid) is the source of this 2742-nucleotide messenger RNA. RefSeq names its product U3 small nucleolar RNA-associated protein 6 homolog. Gene Ontology annotation, molecular function: protein binding; snoRNA binding. The record is from RefSeq and is a predicted model, not a curated record. The transcript has 10 exons. NCBI's taxonomy places the organism in Eukaryota, Metazoa, Arthropoda, Insecta, Hemiptera, Aphididae. Gene Ontology annotation, biological process: maturation of SSU-rRNA from tricistronic rRNA transcript (SSU-rRNA, 5.8S rRNA, LSU-rRNA). Gene Ontology annotation, cellular component: Pwp2p-containing subcomplex of 90S preribosome; small-subunit processome. The coding region runs from base 621 to 2393 and encodes 590 amino acids.
UCCGUAGCCUGUUUUGCAGUCGGCAAGGUUAUCACUUCUGCUGUAAUCUGUAGAUAACCGCGGUAGCCAACGACAACAUUAUCGCGACGCCGCUACACGCAACACGCAUUCGGCGUACCUAUUCCAAGUUCUGAACUGCCGCACAAAACAUUCAAAACGUGAUGAAAUAUAAUUUAAUCAAUGAUAAUAUUAUAAAUUGUUGAUGCUGUAUCGUGUAAUUGUAAAUUCAAAAUCUUUAAAACAUCGCGAGAGAUGACGAUUAUACUGAAAUCUAACUCGGAAUAAUAAUAAUUAUUGUGUUCUAGUUGAUUGCUAUUAAUUUUUAUCGUGAUUAUGAGUUGACUAUAUGAAGCGUUAGUUGACUAUUUUUCUUCAUCAUCGUUGACAAUCAAUUAACAUAGUAUUAAUAUUAUAUAGAAUACAGGUAUGCGACUUAAGAGUUUGUUACUUGAUCAUAAAAAAUGUAAAUUUUCUCGUAAACAAACACAAUUUUAAUUUAUUGUGUACUAGUGUUGAGUUUAUAACUAAACUGCAAAUACUCCGAAAGUAUUUUAAUACGGCAGCUAGCUGAAGCAUUAACGUCUUGUGUCUUGACUAGUUAAAAAAGAAUUGUUUUCAUCAUGUCAGCAGAUGAAGUGGAAUCUGAAGUUCAUUUCAUGAAAACUUAUAGUAUAAUAAAAUGGGACGAAAUAACAAAGCUAAAUAAUGAUCGUAAAUCGCUUAACCAGAAAGUUUCACUUGGGUUGGCCACUAGAGAGGAAUUUUUGAAACAAAUAAAAGUUGAAUUAAAUAUGCUGGACACGUGUCAACUUAAAAUUGAACAAGAAAUGAAAGAAAACAAUACCGAGGAUAUCAACACUGAAAUACUUACCAUUUUAUCAAAUCGUAUAAAUGAUAUGUAUAACAAUAUGUUUUUACUGUUUCCUGUUGAAAAGACUUCACUGUCAGAAUUUAUUGAGUUCUGCUCAAAUAAUACAUUAUUUAUUACUAAAUGUAGUAACAUGUUAGAUACACUCAUGUUGAGAUACCAUAGUGACCCUGAAGUGUAUAUUACUGCAGCGACAUAUGAAUUUGAUGACCGAAAUAAUGUUGAUUCAGCUAGAAGAUAUUUUGCAGAAGGAUUGAAACAUCAUGAAAAUUGUAAAAAUUUAUAUGUAGAAGAGUUUUGGGUAGAAGUUCAACAUUUAGAAAAGACUGAAGGUGCCUCACUUCCAAUUGCCAUUGAAAAAUACAGAAACCUAAUAAAACGUUUUGAGGGUGAUAUUGAAUUUCAUUUUAUAUUAUUGGACAGAGCAAUAAAAUUAAGUGCAGUUAGAGAACUACAAUGCAAUGUAGUCAGAGACAUGAUUAAAAAGUACCGACAUAGUGAACUAAUGUGGCAAAAAUUAGCUAAAAUUCAUUUUGAUGGUUUUAUCUACCAUCAGGAAACUGAACAAUUACACUAUGAUAAAAAUUAUAUUAAUGGUAUUAGAAACUGCAUUAAAACCUAUGAAAAUGGAUUAAAAGAAAAUCUACCACUAGAAAAUAAACAUAAGUUAUGGAACUUUUAUAUUGAUCAUAUUAUAGAAAUUCGUAAAUCUUAUCGCAUGAAAAAAGAAACUAUCAGAAAUUUUAUGAAUGAAACAAUGGAGCGAGCUUUUCAAGAAGCUCACGAUAAUAGGGCAUUAUGUAAAGCUGAAUAUUACAUUUAUUGGACUGAAAACACAAAUAAAGACUGUUAUAGGAUUAUGAAACAAGCAGUUAAUGUGAUAAAAGAUAGUGUUGAACUCUGGUUUAAUUUAAUAUCGUAUUAUUUAAGCAACGACAGUCUUGAAAUGGGCAUUGAAGCUUUUCAAGCCGGUGUUCGGGCUUUAACAAAUAAAUCGAUGCCAUUAUGGGAAAUUCUUAUUUUAUAUAUGGCAAACACUCAUCCAAAAUUGCUCCAACAAUUAUAUCAAGAAGGCUCAUAUUAUCCAUUCCCCGAAGUCAAUUGUAUAAUCAGACCCGAAUAUUUGGAAUGGAACGUAGUUCAUAAUGGAAUACUUUCAACUCGUGAAUUGUUCAACAAACUAAAAAAUGUAGAACCAGAAUGCAAACAGUUGUAUAAAUCUAUGAUUUCAUUUGAACUCACUCAAAACGCAGGAAUUGCUAAAUUAGGUUCUAUUAGAAAAUUGCAUAACACUUUAUGCAAUUCUUUUGGUGCAACAGAUAUUGAUGUAUGGAUUGACUGCAUCCGGUUUGAGUACAUGUACGGUUCUCGCAAAUAUGUGAAAGAAGUUUAUAAGGCAUCAUUGAAUAACUUGAAUUCAAAUCUAAAGAGUGGUAUGAUAGCAGAGUUUGAAAAAAUUAAAGAGGAAUUCAAAGAUUAUGAUCCAAAAGAUGGAGGAGUUAUUGUUAUUGAUGAUGAUGAAUAAUUUUCUAGUACAUUUAUAUUUAUAUUCUUCCACUACUUUGUUCACAUUAUUUUUUUUUUCUGAUGUUAUGUUAAGUUAAUGUAUGUUUAUUAUUUAUAAUUAAUUUUGCCUAUUUUUUAAAUGGCAUAUGCAUAAAUUGACAAUAUUUUUUUUAUUAUAAAUCAGUCAGGAUGCUAAGUGUAGCCAACAAUGUGUUCAUAAUAGUAUAAUAUAAUUAAUAUGACUAAAUUAAUGAUUUACUAUGAAUAUUUUUAUAAAGUGUAGCUUGGAAUCAAAAUAAAGUACAAAUUUAAUAAUAAAAAUAGAUGUAUGUUUCUAUUUUGUGUAUAAAUGCAACAUAUAUUUUGAA